Molecule: messenger RNA, 1287 nt
Organism: Uranotaenia lowii
Lineage: Eukaryota; Metazoa; Arthropoda; Insecta; Diptera; Culicidae
Exons: 1
Coding region: 1-1287 (428 amino acids)
Source: RefSeq, a predicted model, not a curated record
AUGGACAUCUCAAAAUGGAACUUUCCUGAAGAAAUCAAGCUUGCGGACCCAGCCUUCUACCAAACUCAAGCCAUCGACGUGGUCCUGGGCGCUGAAGUGUUUUUCGACAUUUUCAAAUCAUCAGGUAGAAUCUCGCUAGGUGAAGGUUUCCCGAUGUUGGUGGAUUCGGUUUUCGGCUGGGUUGUUUCCGGGAAGGUAAUGAGGUCGAAUCAUAUCAACGCCAUUUCCUGCAAUGUCGCUACUGUUGCGGAGAUUCAUCGGUUGAUGCAACGCUUUUGGAGCAUUGAGGAGAAAAACGGGGCUGCGUGUCUGUCGGCAGAAGAAGCAGAAUGCGAGAAUCAUUUCCGUCGAACGGUACAGCGUUCUCCAGAUGGCCGGUACAUAGUACGAUUACCAUUGAAGGAAGCAGCAGUCAACAUUGGCGACAACCGCAGCACGGCAUUACGGCGAUUUUACAUGAUUGAAUCUCGUCUUCAACGCAACCAGGAGCUUCGCAUUCAAUAUCGGGACUUUAUGGCCGAAUAUGAAACCUUGGGUCAUAUGCAGCAAGUGUUAGGCGAAUCGGAAUCCAACUCUUCCCGGUACUACCUACCUCAUCACCCGGUGAUCCGAGAAACCAGCUCCACUACCAAGGUCCGCGUCGUUUUCGAUGCGUCGUGCAAAUCAGCAGCGGGAAAAUCUCUUAAUGACGUGCUCAUGGUUGGCGCAGUAAUUCAGGAUGACUUAAGAGCUAUCAUUCUGAGAUCCUGGCUUCAUCAGGUGAUGCUCAUCGCAGACAUUAAACAAAUGUAUCGGCAGAUUUUGGUUGAUGACAGAGACACUCCACUCCAGCGAAUUUUUUGGCGGAAUUCUCCAGAACAUCCUAUGCAAACAUUCGAGCUAAAAACGGUAACCUACGGCACGGCCAGCGCACCAUUUCUGGCCACCAGGGUCCUCCAGCAGCUAGCAGACGACGAAGAAUCGAACUUUCCCGAAGCAGCAAAGAUCCUCAAGAGAGAUGUCUAUGUCGACGACCUAUUCACCGGUGGAAGCUCUCCAACGACGGUAGCGGAACUGCGAACUCAGCUUGACAAGUUGUGCAGAACAGGUGGAUUUGAAUUCCGGAAGUUGCCUCCAAUGUUGAAUCGGUUCUUGACGGCGUUUCUCCUGAAAGGCGUGCCAUCCAAUCCUCGGUCGAACUUGCAGCAGACCAGUGCAUCAAAACCCUGGGCCUACACUGGGAACCAGCAGCCGACAACUUGCGGUUCCACAUUAAACUACCAAAGCAACCUCCAGACACCCUCAUGA